CUCUUUUUAAGUUCUCGAUCAAAUGUCUGCGUAAAUACAUGAAAAUCAAACCAAAAAGCAAGUAUGCCUUAUUCAGUUCAUAUAAUUUAUAUGAAGCAUUAUUUUUGGUUUAUCUUACAUCCCGUCGUGUUAUUGAACAGCGUUUAAGAGAUAUUCUUUAUUUAACGGAAGUCUUGAAAGAUGAUUUAAUCGGUACUAUUACUUUUGAUAAAUAUGGCUCACAAGUUGUCAACGCAGCAUCAACCUCUCAAGAUGAACAAUUAGAGAUAUGCAAGUUCUGUUGCGAGAACUUGGCGUCGAACAGUUAUUGACGCCCGACGCGAUCUUUUUGGACAACACCUUCGCGGAAGACAAUCAAUUCGUGCACUUCGGCAAUGCCGUGCACCGUGCUCGUGUCAAGGUCACAGAGGAUAACGUCACUGCUACUGCGGUAACCUUGAUCAGUGGACAAGAACCCAGUUCGAACGAUAUUAUAAGCAACAUGUAUCUGAAUUAUCCGUUCGUUUGGCUAAUUUACGACAAAAUGAAAGCAGAUAUUCUUUAUAUCGGCGUAUUUAAUAAAGUUGACAAGAAUACCGGCACUUUAUUGAAUGAAAUCAAUUUCUCAGAAUGGUUUCACAAACAAUUGUAUGAGACAUAUCCUUCGAGUAGCUCGCGACGUUCAACCUAAUCGUCGGGAAGUUUAAAAGUCUUCAUUACAAUGAUUACUAAAAGGGGCGCCAGUUAGAAGUUUUUAGAUAUUGGCUUAAUUAUUGAGAAUUUGUUUGAAAAGACUUUACGGCAAAUCAUUUCGAAACUUUUAGGCAUUUGUUAUUAAAUUUUUACGAGUGGAAAAUUUUUUUGGCCAAAAAUAUGGACUUUGAUACCGCCUUUGAGGAAUUUUAUCCCCGGUGGGUGUUGGAAAUCGACGAGCAAUCUUGUAUCUCCAAAUUUUGUCU
This is a messenger RNA of Nylanderia fulva, 938 nucleotides long. Its product is annotated as serine protease inhibitor 88Ea-like. The record is from RefSeq and is a predicted model, not a curated record. NCBI's taxonomy places the organism in Eukaryota, Metazoa, Arthropoda, Insecta, Hymenoptera, Formicidae.